CAUCACAUAGAGUGUCCUAAUUUUUCACUGCUGAGAUGAUGAUGCUUCCUCGGUUCUUCCUGCUUGCAUAUCUGAGAGAACCCGCCCGUUUGUGUGUGUACGGGUUGACAUAUAAAUAAAGUAACGUUUUACCUAAAAUUAUUCUUAUCAAUCCUUUCUUAUUUUUGAUUGAAACAAAUUUAGGUGGGUUGAGAGAGUAUCAUUUCUUUACCACUUAUAGUUGAAAGAAUAUCCUUCUCAGAUCUAAGAAAAAGCAAAUUACAUAUUUUCUGGGAUGGUAUCAGAUAAUCAUUUUCUUAGGAUUCCUAGUCAUGGCUCGAAAUGGAAUCUUGGUGUUACAAAUCAAACAUCAAACAGUGGCCUUAAAAAAAUGAUUAACGCUCUAAAGAUGAACGGUCACGAUUCCCUCAUGGAAUCUUUCUUUCGAGGAGUGGUAAGAGAUGAGGUUGAAAGAAAACUCCAAGAGCUCUUAUUUUCUAGAGAGAAGAUUAAUGAAGGUGGAAGAUCUAGAGCCAGAUCCUUAGAGUUGUGUUUUAUUAAUAAUAAUAAGUUGCCAAUUAUGACUUUUACUAAAACUAAUAUCAUUCCAAAGGAUGAACCUUUUCAAGUUGCACUACUUGAUGUUAGAUCUAAGUCAAUAGUCAACGAGGGUCCUUUGUCUUCAAUGAAGAUAGAGAUUUGUCCCAUCAAGAGUGUGUUUGAAUCUUGUGAUGAUGAAGAUUGGACUGAAAAUGAAUUCAAGGAUAAUAUCUUGCAUGAAAGAAAGAAUAAAGAGCCAUUGUUGGAUGGAGAUAGGUUUGUUACUCUUGAAAAUGGAGUUGGGUCUAUUUCUAAAAUCAUUUUCACUGAUAAUUCUGGAUGGGUAAGAAACAAAAAGUUCAGUUUGGGAGCAAAAGCUAUGGAAAAUGGAGAUAUUAUUAAGGAAGGUAGAAGUCAAGCUUUUAGGGUCAAAGAUGUUAGAGGAGAAUCUUACAAAAAACACUAUCCCCCGUUGUUGAACGAUGAAGUGUGGCGUUUGGAGAAAAUUGCUGAAAACGGAAAAUUCCGCGAACGACUUAAUAUUAACGAAAUUCAUACGGUUAAGGAUCUCUUGAGGUUACUCAUGGUCAAUGGGUCUUCAUUGCAUAAGAAAUUUGGCAAAAUUCAGAAGAAGUGUUGGUUAGCAAUUGUUGAACAUGCCCGAUCGUGUGUGGUAGAUGAUUACAAGCUUUACUGCUAUGAGAUAAUUGGACAACCAAUACUGCUGCUGUUCAAUGUCAUCUAUGAACUUGUCGGUGUGACAUUUGGUGAACAAAAGUUUUAUUUACCGGAUGAUCUCACACUCACUCCGAACCAGAAGAAUUCGGUAGAGAUUGUGAAGCAAGAUGCAUACAAAAACAUUGGAAAUUUAAGAGAAAUUGAUGAGGCUGUAUUGAACUCCAUAAGCUUAGAAGCACGUAUAAAAUCAACACAGGAUCUGCAAGGUUAUGUUGAACCAUUUAUCUCUAGUUCAAAUGUUAAUGAUAGAAUGCAAAAUGUUGAAAUCAAUGUUGAUCCGGUUCCAGACAUAAGAGAAAUACCAGGAAACAAUUAUGAUGUUUCAUUUGGUAAUUUUGAUGAAGCUGAGUGUAGCACUUUGGUUGAUUUACUGAAUUCUGAGAUGGAUAUUACAUCAAACAGUGAGAAACCAAAAGCAGUGUGGUGUAAGAUUCGUGCUGUUGUCAAAUGGAGAAUAUCAGGGAAGAGAAGAGUUGCAGCUGCCAAGAAGAAUGAACAAUUGUCUGUUUAUAAGGUUUAUGAUAUCAGUGCUAUUGUCUAAAGUUUAUGAUGUUGAAUUUCAAUUACAGUGAAGAGACGUGCAAGAUGAUAAGAGUCCUCCUGUCCAUUAUAUUAUAGUGUUAACAUAAGAGUCUGUAAAAUAGUUUUAUACAUACUGUCUAUCAUCAUUCAAAUUUACUAUGUUUAUGUUUAUGUAAUAUUGAACAAACACAUAUCAAUGUGAUAAUAUUUUUUUUAAUUGUUUAAAGUCAUGUGGAGUCUUGUGUAAUUACCACCACACUACAAUUAACAAUAACAUUGAACACUCAUUCUAUUGAAGUAACAAAAGUAAAAGUGUUGGUAAUGUUGUAUACAGGCAUUCUUUGAAUUAGGGAAUAAUCGUGUUAAUGAG
Molecule: messenger RNA, 2149 nt
Organism: Vicia villosa (hairy vetch)
Lineage: Eukaryota; Viridiplantae; Streptophyta; Magnoliopsida; Fabales; Fabaceae
Product: calmodulin-binding protein 60 B-like
Exons: 6
Coding region: 275-1798 (507 amino acids)
Biological process (GO): regulation of salicylic acid biosynthetic process
Cellular component (GO): nucleus
Molecular function (GO): calmodulin binding; sequence-specific DNA binding; DNA-binding transcription factor activity
Source: RefSeq, a predicted model, not a curated record